Molecule: messenger RNA, 922 nt
Organism: Erythranthe guttata (spotted monkey flower)
Lineage: Eukaryota; Viridiplantae; Streptophyta; Magnoliopsida; Lamiales; Phrymaceae
Gene: PRXIIF
Product: peroxiredoxin IIF
Biological process (GO): cellular response to oxidative stress; hydrogen peroxide catabolic process; cell redox homeostasis
Cellular component (GO): mitochondrion; cytoplasm
Molecular function (GO): thioredoxin peroxidase activity
Source: RefSeq, a predicted model, not a curated record
AAUCAGUUCUUCAUCUGCUCUGCAACACAGAGAAAAUAGAAGAAAGAGAGAGAAAUUGAAGUGAGAAAAAAAGCUAUGGCGUCCUCCUCUGUAAUCCUGAAGCGAACGGCGAUGAUGAGGUCAAUGGUCAACGGAUUCCAAGCUUCGAGGGCGUACGCAUCGGUUGCAGUGGGAUCCGAUUUGAUAUCCGCCGCACCGGAUGUCUCCCUCCAGAAAGCUCGCUCUUGGGACGACGGCGUUUCGUCCAAGUUCGCCACUUCUUCUCUCAAAGACAUUUUCAAGGACAAGAAAAUCGUAAUCUUUGGCCUCCCUGGAGCAUACACGGGUGUUUGUUCAGCACAGCAUGUACCUAGCUACAAAAAAAAUAUCGAUAAAUUCAAAGCGAAAGGAAUCGAUUCGGUGAUAUGUGUAGCUGUGAAUGAUCCCUAUGUUUUGAAUGGCUGGGCAGAAAAACUUCAGGCUAAUGAAGAUAUUGAAUUUUAUGGAGAUUUUGAUGGAAGCUUCCACAAAAAGCUGGAUUUGUCUAUAGAUUUAUCCGCUGCUUUACUCGGACCUCGAUCGCAUAGGUGGUCGGCUUAUGUGGUCGAUGGCAAGAUUAAAGCACUCAAUGUGGAAAAGGCGCCCUCCGAAUUCGAGGUUUCUGGUGGAGACGUUAUUCUCGACCAGAUUUAAAGUGAAUUUUCUUUUUUCUUCCGGGUACGGGGAAAUAAAUCUUUACCGAGUAUACACGGUUUUGUUUGUUUCUUUUCGGAGAUUUUGUUUUUCAUUAAUAAGAGCAGGCCUUGAUAUAACAUGGUUUGAUUUAAUGGUUCUUAUCACCAUUUUCAUGAAAAUGGAAUUAUUUUUGUAUUGACUGUAAUGCUUUGUGGUGGAAAGGAAAUAUUUCCGCAAGUCAUUCAUGCAUGAUGCAACUCUUCUUUGA